Molecule: messenger RNA, 2697 nt
Organism: Phragmites australis (common reed)
Lineage: Eukaryota; Viridiplantae; Streptophyta; Magnoliopsida; Poales; Poaceae
Exons: 21
Coding region: 126-2411 (761 amino acids)
Cellular component (GO): plasma membrane
Source: RefSeq, a predicted model, not a curated record
CACCCCUGAAUUGCUAGCUGAAAAGGGUGUGUGCCCUCCCUUCCAUUGCAGUCGGUUCGGUCGAGUCGAAUCCCCUGCUCCUCCUUGGGUAGGUAGGGUUUCGCGUUCCUCCCUCUGAAUCCGCCAUGGCCGAUCCCGACGAGCUCGGCCGGAGGCUUAAUGCUGUCGGCGUCUCGGACUCCCCCACCGCCCUGGAGAGCAGCAGCAACAACCUCUUCCAAGUGAUGCGCGCCGUGGAGGACGCCGAGGCUACCAUCCGGCAGCAGCUGGAGGAGAACAGUCGCUUGAAGGACGAGCUGAUGCUCAAGACGCAGGAGCUCCACAGAAUUAGGUCAGAAGCGACAAACCAAACUUCAUUUCGUGGGAUUGAUCAGGAUCGCACUCUCGAGACUCACAUAAACACCUUCCCAAGUGCUCCGCUUGGCAAUAAGACAGAGGCCUCAAAAUGGUUCACUACAAGUUCUUCGCCGCCAAUUCAACAAAGCACUCUUCCUGGUCAUCAGAAUGGAGCUGGGGAUCCCAUGUUGGAGGAUGCCAUGAAGCACAAAUACCUCGAGGCCAGCCAGGCUAAUGGAAUACCGAGGAAAUUUUCAGGGGACCAGAGUGCUGCUGACAGUGGUGUCCAAUCCCAGCUAUCUACUCCGACAUCUCGUUCACUUUCACCAACUAGAAACCGCAAAGAAGGAGACUAUGAUUCUAGGUUCAACCUAGCUGGACAAGGUUUGUUGCCUGUGUCAGAGCUGAACUCAAACAUCAUCUGGAAGCAGGAUCUUCUUGCUAAGGUUAAAGAACAUGAGGAGGAGAUUGCACAAUUAAGAAGGCAUCUCGCUGAUUAUUCUGUGAAGGAAGCCCAAAUACUUAACGAGAAACAUGUCUUGGAAAAGCGCAUAGCAUAUAUGCGCAUGGCGUUUGAUCAGCAGCAACAAGAUUUGGUUGAUGCUGCAUCAAAAGCUUUGUCCUACAGACAAGAUAUUAUUGAAGAAAACAUCCGUCUGACAUAUGCAUUACAGGCAGCGCAUCAAGAGAGAUCAACAUUUGUAUCGUCUUUAUUGCCUCUUCUAUCAAAAUAUAACCUGCAGCCUUCUGUUCUUGAUGCUCAAUCUAUUGUCAGCAAUCUGAAGGUUUUGUUUAAGCAUUUGCAAGAGAAACUUAUAAUUACUGAGGAAAAACUGAAGGAAUCACAGUACCAGAUUACUCCAUGGCGCGCUGAAUCUUCAAACAAUACAAGUGCUGCUGCACAGCCGCCUUCUCAUCCUCCUAUCAAAGCCAACCUUGACAUUGUGCCCCAGCAAGCAUAUUCUCACGUACAAUCUCCAGUUUCUUCUCCUGCUCAAGGUAGACGUGAUUGGGAUUUGUUAGGGAAUGAAAACCGUCAGGUCAUCCCAAGUGAGGUUGCUGCAGCAAGUGCAGAGCAUGAUAGCUUUGGAAGGACCUCGCCUUCAACAAGUAACCAAAAUACGAAGGAUGUUGUCCCUCAAGGAUCUGAACAUGGUUCUCGUGUUGUCCGAUUUAAGUUCGAAUCCAAGGAUCAAAACCCCUCAUUCAAAGACCUCGUUACGAGUGAUGCCUCAGAAAAUCUUGAGGGAACCGAAGCCCAAAUUCCACAAGAACCUUCUACACAAUGGGGUUCUGGAGGCUCACCUAAUUUGGCGUCUGGCCUUGAUGAUGCAAAUCCACCAUACCCUUAUCUUCCGACCGUCCUUGAGGAGCCUAGUUCUUCUUUUUCUGAAGCUGCAGAGGAUGAUCCGCUGCCAGCCAUUGAAGGGCUGCGAAUCACAGGCGAAGCUUUUCCUGGAAGAGAACUUCAAGCAAGUGGGUACUCCAUCAAUGGGACCACAAGUUGUAAUUUUGAGUGGGUACGCCAUUUGGACGAUGGAUCAGUAAAUUUCAUAGAAGGUGCAAGGCAGCCCACAUAUUUGGUAACUGCUGAUGACGUGGACUCUUUACUAGCUAUUGAAGUCCAGCCUCUGGAUGACAGACAAAGAAAGGGGGAGAUUGUGAAGGUUUAUGCUAAUGAUCAAAGAAAAAUUACAUGUGAUCCUGAAACCAAGGAGAUCAUUAAGAAAAUUCUUUCAAUUGGGCAUGUUUCUUAUGAAGUUCUGUUACCUGUUAGAUUUUUAGAUAUGUGGGAACCAGCUGUUUUGGCAAUAAAGAGGGAAGGUUACAGCAUUAAGUGUAAUGGACAGCGCGGUGUCGUCAUUACAGAGAAAUUCCAGCAAGCCAUGACUAUCAAUAUCCCAUAUGGACGUCCUACUGAAUUUUCUAUUCUGUCUACUGAUGGAGCUGAGUACAAUCUAAAGCCUGCAGAAAAUGCCCCAUCACGAGAUACCAUUGUUCUAAUACUAAGGCUGUUCAGAAUGAAGGCUGUUGAGAAGAGCAAAGGAAGAAGAAAGGGCAUCUUCUUCAAGUAGAUCAGAUGUAGUAAUAUUACAUAGUGGGAGGAUGUGUGUUUGUAUUUAAUUGUGUUUUUUUGUGGUUCUUGUAUGUAGAAGGAAAGAGUGGGUUAGGCGUGGCUGUUUGCACUCACUGAUGUAUGUGCUGUAAAGAUUCGAUUCAAUUCAAUUGGUACAGUACCCAGUUUUACCUUAUUGUAAAGGGAGUAGAGGACAGGAGGAUCAAUUGGGAUUCAGGUGCAGAUGGCUCUGAUGCAGCUGCCUCUCUGUUUCUUUUAAUCUAUGCAUGAUGUGUCCCGUUUCA